Messenger RNA from Vicia faba (fava bean), 585 nucleotides. NCBI's taxonomy places the organism in Eukaryota, Viridiplantae, Streptophyta, Magnoliopsida, Fabales, Fabaceae. The record is from the annotation of a GenBank genome assembly.
AUGGUGUCGGGAAGAGAAAAAACAAAAAUUAGGAGGAGGAAACAACAUUAUAGAAAGGAAAGAGAGGAAACAAAUAUUUGUCUCCAUCCGCAAUUGACCCUGUACUCUGUCGCGCCACCAUCAGCGCUCCCUGGAAAUCAGCGUCGGCCACUAACCUCGAUAACACCGGCGUACACAUAUCGUAGCCGACCAGCCACAACACACCGUGAUAGUCGCGGCCAACACCAACUUGCGACGAACCCAACCGCUACCGGCAACUGCCCUCCUUCAACUUCCGCGAAAACCGCACAGCAGAUCUGCGCACAAGCUCCAACACAGAUGGAACCGACGAACUUAAGCCAUCAGCUCCGUUCCACCAUCUCCAACGCACAUAGCCGCUCGCAACUCCUGUCGUCUUUACCUUUCAACGUCCAUCGUGCUUCCGAUCUGACGAGGCACCUGACUGUUGGACCACUUCCUUCAUUUCUUUUUUUUUUCUUUGCUUUUCUUUUACUGUCAUUUUCAUGGGUGAGAGUACUGAUAAAGUUUUCACUAUUUUAUGUUAAACUGAAGAUAAGAAGUGAUUAUAUCACCUACCGUUCAUAA